CUCCUUGUACUCAAUGGAGAUGUGACAAAAAGGCUCUUCAAAAAAAGGGAAUUUAAUAUAGUUCAAGUGGUAAAAUGUCUUUUCAAUACGAAGAAGGACUUCGUCCAGACUCGGCCAACAGAUAUAGGCACAAACUGGAGCUCUGUGGACAGGAAAUUUGCCCAUAUAAGCUGCCGGCAGAUGAGUGGGAAAACGAUCCUAAACAAUGGCCAGACGUGAGGACUCUUGAUAUUUUCGUCUUUUUGAUCAAGAGCCCAAGGUUGUACUCACUAGAGGCCAUGGACAACUACCGUUCUCUAGAAGCACACACAUUUUUCACAUCUGGUUGGGUCCAGACAGUGUACCAUCUUGUGACAAAGAGUGGAAAUUUCAUUUUUAAAGCUGAUGUUAGGCCAUCAUACAGAGUUACAGAAACUCCUCAUCAUCCCUGGGUGGCUGUGAAAAGCACUGGAGCUGUUAUUACAGCCCACUGUGACUGCAUGGCUGGCUUAAGGGAGACAUGUUCACAUGCUGGAGCUCUCCUGUUUAAGAUAGAGGCAGCAGUCAGGCUUGAAAUCACAGCUACAGCAUGUACCGAUACAGCGUGUCAGUGGAACGACUGCUUUGUGGAAAAUGUAGAGCCAGCGAAGGUUGCAGAUAUCAAGUUUUAUACGUCUCAGGCCAAAGAGAAGUUAACACAUAGCAAGAAGCCCAGGCAUGUUCUGGAACCAGACCCCCCAGAAGUGCAAAUGGAAUUUUUGAAGUCACUCGCUUCAUCUGGAUCAUGUGUCGGCAUAAGUCUCUUCAAAGAGUUCAAGGAUAGGUUUGUUGGUUUAGGGCCAAAACCAUCUCAGGAAAGACUUCCUCCACCACUCCGGUCUUUGUAUGCUGAUGGGAAUGAAAAACUUUCAGGGGAAGAACUUGAAAGUGCUUGUGAGAGUGCUAAGGCUAAAGUUGAAGUAAACAAUGCUCAAGUAACUUAUGUAGAGCAAGUGACCAGAGCACAGGCAAACUCUAAGGCCUGGCAUGACCAGCGUGUGGGAAGAAUAACAGCUUCAAUUGCUGGAGACUGUUUGACUACCAAUCAAGAAUCUCCUGCGCCUUCUCUGUUAAAGAAAAUUGCUUCUGCUGGGAAAGCAGUGCAGUCGCCAGCAAUUUCGUGGGGAAAUGCUCAUGAGGCAGAUGCCAUUAACCUGUACAAGGCGGUAUAUGGUGAAGGGAAAAAGAAAGUUUUUCCCAAAGGACAGAUAUUGACAAGCAGCAGUAUCCCCAACAUCCACAAACAGUGCAGUGUCACAGGAGCUGGACUGUUUAUUUCCCAAGCCAACCCCUGCCUAGGUGCCUCACCAGACAGUAUAGUGAGAUGCAACUGCUGUGGUCAGGGGGUUCUAGAGGUGAAGUGCCCCUAUAGUCUGAAAGACCAACCCUUUUUGGAAAAGUUUCCAGUCUAUAUAGAUGAAAAAUUUGCAAGUGAAACAAAAUCAUAA
Molecule: messenger RNA, 1466 nt
Organism: Lingula anatina
Lineage: Eukaryota; Metazoa; Brachiopoda; Lingulata; Lingulida; Lingulidae
Molecular function (GO): zinc ion binding
Source: RefSeq, a predicted model, not a curated record